GUAGUCGCGAGCUGUUAGCCACACAGCUAAAGUCUUACCAAGAAGAAAAACGUUGUACCAUGGAACAGCGGCACUGAGAAACAAAAAUCUCAGUUGUUGAUCUACAAAUUGAGCCAUGAAUAGGCCGAAGGCGACUAGCAUCAGGCGCCCUAGUGGUGCCAAAACAUCAGGCCACCCUCCUCCAGGUGACUUCAUUGCUUUGGGGGCCAAAAGCCAGGCCAGUGAGACGAAAACAAGUCCAGCUUUGCUAAAACCAGCAACUUCGGGUUUACCUGUAGAUCGCAAGAGGGAGAACACUUCAGCUUUACCUUCUUCUUCAGGCCUUACCAGCCUGGCUAAGAGGCCUAAACACUCCUCCACUCCACCGAGUGCCCUCUCACGUCUGGCUGAAGUGGCGGCUGUUGACAAACGGGCAAUAUCGCCUUCUAUUAAAGAGCCAUCUGUCAUUCCUAUUGAAGUUCCUCCAGCUGUGCUUCUGGAUGAGAUUGAGGGAGCAGAGGCAGAUGGCAAUGAUGACCGCAUUGAGGGGCUGCUGUGUGGAGCAGUCAAACAGUUGAAGUUGAACCGGGCCAAGCCUGACAUUACACUCUACUUAACCCUAAUGUACCUGGCCAAGAUUAAACCUAAUAUAUUUGCUACUGAAGGAGUCAUAGAGGCUUUGUGCAGUCUUCUUCGCCGUGAUGCUUCAAUUAACUUUAAGGCUAAGGGAAACAGUCUGGUGUCAGUUUUAGCCUGUAGCUUACUGAUGGCAGCCUACGAAGAGGACGAAAACUGGCCUGAGAUCUUUGUUAAAGUGUACAUCGAGGACUCUCUAGGCGAGCGGAUCUGGGUGGAUAGCUCCCAGUGUAAAACGUUUGUAGACAACAUUCAGUCUGCUUUUAAUACCAAGAUGCCCCCGAAGAGCAUGCUGCUUCAGACUGAAACGGUCCGCUCCGGAGGAGAGCUAAGUGCUGGGAACAGCCCCCAUCCUUCUACUCCAGAUGAGGAUGACAAUCAAACUGAGCUUCUGAUUGCAGAGGAGAAACUGAGUCCAGAGGAUGAAGGUCAAGUUAUGACUAGAUACGACGAGCUGGUGGAGAGCGUGGAAGACUACGUGCUGGAUGUGUUGAAGGACCAGCUGAACCGCCGGCAACCAAUGGACAACGUGUCCCGGAACCUGCUGCGUCUUCUUACGGCUACCUGCGGGUACAAGGAGGUUCGACUCAUGGCUGUGCAAAGGCUGGAGAUGUGGCUGCAGAAUCCAAAGCUGACCCGACCAGCACAGGACCUUCUCAUGUCUCUGUGCAUGAACUGCAGAACUCAUGGUGCUGAUGACAUGGACGUCAUCUCCAACCUCAUCAAGAUUCGGCUCAAGCCCAAAGUCCUUCUUAAUCAUUACAUGCUGUGUGUCAGGGAGCUCCUGAAUGCACACAGAGACAACUUGGGCACCAUGAUUAAACUUGUGAUCUUUAAUGAGUUGUCUAAUGCCAGAAAUCCUAACAACAUGCAAGUGCUUCAUACAGUCCUGCAGCACAGCCCAGAGUCUGCCCCUAAGUUCCUGGCCAUGGUGUUCCAGGACCUGCUUACCAACAAAGAUGAUUACCUGCGUGCAUCACGUGCCCUGCUUAGAGAGAUCAUCAAGCAGACCAAGCAUGAGAUCAACUUCCAGUCUUUCUGCUUGGGGCUCAUGCAGGAGAGGAAGGAGGCCUCCUAUACUGACAUGGAGUUUAAAGAGCGGUUUGUCAUUCAGGUGACGGAUCUGCUAACAGUGUCCAUGAUGCUGGGCAUCACAGUGCAGGUCAAAGAAGCUGGCAUUGUGUGGGACAAGGGAGAAAAGAAGAAUUUGGAGGUGCUCAGAUCUUUUCAGAAUCAGAUUGCUGCCAUCCAGCGAGAUGCUGUGUGGUGGCUUCACACUGUGGUUCCUUCAAUAAGCAAACUUGGAGCUAAAGACUAUAUCCACUGCCUCCACAAAGUACUGUUCACAGAGCAGCCUGAGACAUAUUACAAGUGGGACAACUGGCCUCCUGAAAGUGACAGAAAUUUCUUCCUUCGGCUGUGUUCAGAGGUUCCUUUACUGGAAGACUUGUUGAUGCGUAUCUUGGUGAUUGGCCUAUCUCGCGACCUGCCCUUGGGCCCCGCCGACGCCAUGGAGCUAGCUGAUCACUUAGUAAAGAGAGCUGCUGGAGUGCAGUCAGACGAUUUGGACGUGUUGCGUGUGGAGAGGAUUCAGCUCAUUGAUGCUGUACUAAACUUGUGUACAUACCAUCACCCAGAAAACAUCCAACUGCCUGCUGGAUAUCAGGUUCCAAAUCUGGCCAUAUCCACACUCUACUGGAAAGCCUGGCUCCUGUUGCUUGUGGUGGCUGCCUUUAACGCCCAGAAAAUUGGUCUGGCAGCCUGGGAUGGUUAUCCCACUCUGAAAAUGCUAAUGGAGAUGGUCAUGACGAACAACUACUCCUACCCACCAUGCACUGUGGCUGACGAGGAGACCAAGACAGAGAUGAUCAGCCGUGAGCUGCAGGUUUCACAAAAGGAGAGACAGGAAAUCCUGGCCUUUGAGAGCCACCUAGCUGCUGCCUCUACCAAGCAGACCAUCACAGAGAGCAACAGUCUGCUACUGUCCCAGCUCACCAGUCUGGAGCCAAAGGGCCCACCACGCAGACCACCACCUCACAUUCAAGAGCAGCUAAAGACUCUGAACCAGUCACUGCGCCUGGGCCACCUGCUGUGCCGCAGCCGCAACCCAGACUUCCUACUCAAUAUUAUCCAGAGACAGGCUUCCUCACAGUCCAUGCCAUGGCUGGCUGACCUGGUGCAGUCCAGUGAAGGGUCUUUGGAUGUCCUGCCUGUUCAGUGUCUAUGUGAAUUCCUCCUCCACGAUGCAGCUGAAGACACUGCGUCUGCCGAUGAUGAUGAGGAAGGAGAGAGCAAAGAGCAGAGAGUAAAAAAAAGACAGAGACAGCAGAAACAGAGGCAGCUUCUGAGUCGGCUGCAAGACUUGCUUUUGGGGCCUAAGGCAGAUGAGCAUACUACCUGUGAGGUGCUGGACUACUUCUUGCGGCGACUCGGUUCCUCCCAGUUGGCAUCCAGGGUUCUUGCUAUGAAGGGUCUGUCCCUGGUUCUCUCAGAGGCAGGAAUAAAGGACGCUGAAGAGAGAGACCACGCAAUGGAGGAGGACUCCAGGGACGCAGAGAUGCUGCCAGCAUACCAGUGGCUCCUACAGGAUUUACCGAAACUCCCGCUGUUUGAGAGUGUGAGGUCCAUGACAGCCAGCGCCCUGCAGCAGGCAAUUCACAUGGAGACUGACCCACAGACCGUCAGCGCCUAUCUGAUCUACCUUUCUCAGCAUGCACCAGUGGAGGAACAGAGCCUGCACAAUGAUCUGGCACUGGACGUGGCUCGUCUGAUUGUGGAGCGCUCCACCAUUAUGAACAGUCUUUUCUCAAAGCACGCAUUCAGGCCGGAGUCAGAUGCCAUGCUCGUUGCCCUCAUUUCCAUCUUCUCCACUUACAUUCGCCGCAUGAGAAAGACCAAGGAUGGAGAGGACCUUUACAGCUGGUCAGAGUCUCAAGACCAGGUGUUUUUGCGCUGGACAACUGGAGAAACGGCUACCAUGCACAUUUUGGUGGUUCAUGCUAUGGUCAUACUGCUCACGCUGGGACCACCCAAAGGAGAAAGUGACUUCUUCUCUCUGCUUGAAAUCUGGUUCCCUGAUAAAAAGCCUCUCCCCACUGCUUUCCUGGUGGACACAUCAGAGGAGGCUCUUCUUUUGCCUGACUGGCUAAAACUGAGGAUGAUCCGCUCAGAAGUCUCCCGGUUGGUUGAUGCAGCACUGCAGGAUUUGGAGCCACAGCAGCUGCUGCUCUUUGUGCAGUCCUUUGGAAUUCCUGUAUCCAGCAUGAGCAAACUAUUGCAGUACUUGGAUCAGGCUGUCUCUCAUGAUACUCAGGCACUGGAGCAAAACAUCAUGGACAAGAACUACAUGGCCCAACUGGUAGAAGUGCAGCAUGAAAGAGGAGCCACUGGUGGCCACACCUUCCACAACCUGCUCAGUGCUUCACUUCCCCCGCGCCGAGACAGUUCAGAAGGGAGCAGGGUGAAAAUGGCAGUCGAGCCUCCGCACAGCUCUGUGAAGAUGAGAGCACUGAGUCAGGUGCCGACCAUCAGUGCUGAAGAUGACCUCACCAGUGUCCUGCUGCAGCUGUUUCCUCUGAAAGUGGACCCCCGCCGGCCCGCACCACCGUCACGCCCUCUGUCUUUGGCCCUGCAGCAAGCUCUGGCUCAGGAAGUGCUGAAAGCACGGCAGGACAAGAGUCAGCAGGGUGGCACUGCUGCGCGUCUCCUGAAGGCACUAGCAGCCCUGCUUGGAUCUAAUCAUUCCGGUCCUCUGGUCAUGGCCAUGCAUCACAACCACGCCAUCUCGUGCCCCCUGCUGCGCCAGCUGCACCUCUACCAGCGGCUGACACCUCAGGACGCGGCGUUCAGCUCACUUUUCUUCAAGGUGCUCAUGCAGAUGUUGACGUGGCUGGAGAGCUCUGCACUGGAGCCGGGCCCCAUUAAGAACUUGCUGAAGUCUUUGGUCGCACAGUACUCUCACAAGCACCAGAUCACUGAUGUUCGUACAGGUUUCCUUCACCUGGUGGAGGCGCUUGCCUAUAGACGGGACUCGGAAGUGGCCGUUAGGGGAAUCAUCGCUUCGCUGAAAGCUGGAGAGAAGUGCAAUGCAGAGCCAGAACUCAUCAUGAAAGCCCUACAGGGGUUGAUAGAGGUGAAAUCUCCCUACCUGGAGGAGCUGCUCUCUCUACUAAUGACUGUCGGCAUGGAGACGGAAGCUCCCAGCAGCACAGCUGGCCCUGUUGCCAUGGUGAUCUCACUGUUGCUACAGGAAACUGAGGAAAGAGGGGUGAAGGUGGAGGCCGAAUCAAAAAUUUCUGAGGGAAAGAGAACCAGCCCUAGCUCAGGGCUGUUGAUCGACUGGCUCGGGCUGCUCGACCCUGAAGUGAUCUCCAUAUGCUCGGACCUUCAGCAUAAACUGCUCUUCUCACUGAACAAGACUAAAGCGUCGGAUGUGUGUGCAGCCCCUUCCUACAGGCCAUACCUGCUGGCCCUGCUCACUCACCAGUCUAACUGGAGCACUUUGCACCAGUGUAUCACCACACUUCUGAACAGACCCAGAGAGCACAGAGUGGACCCCUCCUCAGCUUUGGAUUUUCUAUGGGCCUGCAGUCAUAUCCCUCGCAUCUGGCAGGGUAGAGACCAGAAAACUCCACAGAAGCGCACAGAGAAGUUUGUGUUGAAGCUUACCAGCGAUGAGCUGAUCAGUUUGGUGGAGUUGAUCCUGUUGGAGUCUGAGCUAAGCUGGCGAGAUACAGGCGAAGCUGAUGGCACUUUGGACCAGGCAUCCUGUUCUCUCAUCCAGUCUCGUCUGCCCCUGCUACACAGCUGCUGCCACAGUGACCCUGCCAGUGUCCAAACUGUCUGCGAGUACCUCGUCAACUGUAUUAAGAAGUGGGGGGACAGUGUGAUGAGCAAAAGGUGUGAGAACCUCCUGCUGCAGAUAUACCUCCAGUUUCCCGAAGUCAUUCAGCAUGUGCGUCUGCCCGGUGCUACUCUGAGUGGAGAGGCAGCUGCUGACGGGAGCACCUGCAAGUGGGAUGUUCUGGUGCAUCGUCUAAUCACACUUAUGGCUGACACUGGAGAGUCCAAAUCUACAGAGAACCGGGUGUCAGACGCUACCCUGGCCUGCAGAAAACUGGCCGUCUCCCACCCUGUGCUCCUGCUUAGACACCUGGCCAUGAUUGCAGCUCUGAUGCAUGGUCGAAGUAAUCUAAAUUUUCAGGAAUUUCGAAAGCAGCACCAUCUGACUUUCUUCAGUGAUGUGCUGGCCAUUCUGGAGCUGCUGCAGCCACGAGUUUUUCACUCCAGCCACCAGAGGGCGCUGCAAGACUGCUUGCUUUCUUUUAUUAAAGUCUUACAGAACUUCAGGCGGUUAUCCCGUAUGCCAAUCAUUAACAAAUUUGUGCAGUUUAUUCAGAAAUACAUUACCCACGAUGCAUCAGCUGCUGUGCCAUUUCUUCAGCAGCACUCUGACAUUCUGCAGGGGCUCGCCGCAGAGAACCCAGACCUGGUGCAGCUAAAGUCUCUGCUAGCUGGUCUCACUCUGCCAAUGAAGACCGGCUCGUCCGAGAUGGCUGCAGAGGACAAAGAUGGUGAAGACUCCUCAUCUGGCUCUUUGCCCUUGGUCAACAUUUCAGCCUCCACAGCACUCAGCUCAGCAGACAUGACCAAGUACCUGAAGAAGAUCUCUAAAGGGGAGGCCAUUGAAGAUGUGUUGGAGGUGUUGACACAGGUGGAUGAGAAGUCGAAAAGGAACCCUGAAAUAAUCCAGUAUUUUGUUAAUGAUCUGCAGCGGUUGAUGAGCUCACCUGAGGAGCUGUGUCGCAACAUGGCCUUUAGCCUUGCACUGCGCUGCAUGCAGAACACCCCCAGCCUGGCAUCAGACUUCCUUCCCACCUUCAUGUACUGCAUGGGCAGUGGGAACUUUGACGUCAUCCAAACAGCCCUGAGGAAUCUUCCAGAAUAUGUGCUUCUUUGUCAAGAACACGCAGGCAUCCUGCUCCAUAAGGCUUUCCUAGUGGGCAUCUACGGUCAGAUUGACACUAGCUCAACGAUUUCAGAGUCUCUAAAGGUCCUGCACAUGGAGGUUACAACAUAGACCUUCAAAAAGCAAUUUAGACCAAAAGUCAUAGAAUAUUAGGUCCUAGCUGCUUCAAAUGCAAAUCUUCAACAUCAAGGUCAUGUGCGCUAUUGAUUUCUUUGUCAUUCAUGACUUCAGUCAAAAGUAGAAUGCAUUGAGGUAUUCAUACAGAAAAGAAAGCUAGAAGCUAAAGUAAUAUGAAUUGUUGAACAAUAUAGGGCUUUUUGUGUUACUGGAAGUAAACAUUUAUGUGGAAUACAUUGCAUAAUAAAUACAAAAAAAAAAGGUUUUUAAAGUUUUGAAUGAAAUUGUGAUGCUUGUUUGAAGAUUUGGCAACUUUGUCAGCAUUUUAAAUGUUAUUACAGUUUGUUAGUAACAUUAAAAUUGCAUCUUGUAUGAA
Messenger RNA from Trichomycterus rosablanca, 7076 nucleotides. RefSeq names its product integrator complex subunit 1 (gene ints1). Gene Ontology annotation, biological process: U2 snRNA 3'-end processing. The transcript has 48 exons. Lineage: Eukaryota; Metazoa; Chordata; Actinopteri; Siluriformes; Trichomycteridae. Gene Ontology annotation, cellular component: integrator complex. The record is from RefSeq and is a predicted model, not a curated record. The coding region runs from base 116 to 6694 and encodes 2192 amino acids.